AUGUCAAUCAAUUUAACCGUAUCAGACAUCCAUGCUUUAGGCAAAGAUCAGGCAUUCGAGAUCCUCGCACAAAUUGCACGGAUUGAGAAGAAGACUUUUCCGGCUAACGAGGCAUUCGCCUUUGGAGAGGACCUUUGGAGGAAGAAGCCUAACACCAAGGUCUUGUAUGCGGUCAGCACAGCUGCCGGUGUACCGCAUCGUUUAGUCGCCUAUGCUGUCUAUGUUCGGCAGAAAGGAGUAGCUUUACUGCACAAAGUCUGUGUUGUAGAGGCAUUUCGUCGGCAGGGCAUCGGGAUGCAGCUUAUGAACUACAUUCGGCAACGUCUACAGAAGGAAGGCUGCCAACACAUUCAGUUAUGGGUGGACAAGGCCAGGGAGCCCGCUCGAUCAUUGUACAAUCGCAGUGGAUUUGAAGAACGGGAGGAGGUUGCCGACUACUACGCGCCAGGUCGUACUGGAAUUCGGAUGGUCCUUGACCUCGAACGCGAUUGA
Messenger RNA from Aspergillus udagawae, 492 nucleotides. RefSeq names its product GNAT family N-acetyltransferase. Gene Ontology annotation, molecular function: acyltransferase activity, transferring groups other than amino-acyl groups. The record is from RefSeq and is a predicted model, not a curated record. The coding region runs from base 1 to 492 and encodes 163 amino acids. NCBI's taxonomy places the organism in Eukaryota, Fungi, Ascomycota, Eurotiomycetes, Eurotiales, Aspergillaceae. The transcript has a single exon.